AUGCGAAGCAAUGACACCUCGCAAAUUGACGUCUCUCCAAUAGGCGUACUUUUUCCAAUCGCAGCCGAAUCCGAACCUCAUCGUGCUGUGCUGCGUCUAUAUAGCAAUAUCACUGAAGCCACCAUAAGCACCGAUAAAGACAAGCUUUUCGGCAGCAAUACCUUUAUUUGCGAAGAUAUCAUCACAUGUACCACCGAUAUACCUUCGUAUUAUUCAAUAUUGGACUUGCUCAACUUUGUGUGUCCAGUCGAUAUCUUCGUGAAACACUAUUGGAUCAUACGCGAUCAGAGUUCUACCACUUGUACGUUGCUUAUGAAGUUUCGCAAUUUGGAAGCUGCUCGUGAAUACUAUUGGCAAUAUAGUAAUCGUCCGUUUACUUCUAUGGAGCCUGAUGUUUGCCAAGUCCUAUUUAUCGACUCAAUAGAAGCUAAUACUGGUUUUUCGGCCCCUUACUCGAUUCCUUUUCUGCCAACCCCGCAAUACGACGAGGAUACAGCGCCAACUUGCCCAGUUUGUUUAGAGGCCAUGGACGAACGUAUCAGCAGUCUGCUGACCAUUCUUUGCCAACAUACAUUUCAUUACUAUUGCCUUUCAAAAUGGGGUGAUGGAAGUUGUCCAGUAUGCCGAUAUUCGCAAAUCUCUACAGCCCGUGCUCCUUCUAUGCCUUCUACUGACCAGCGUAGCUCACUUGCGUCAGACCUUACUCGCUGUGCUGAUUGUGGCUCUCCGCAAUCUCUAUGGAUCUGCUUGAUAUGUGGGCAUGCAGGAUGCAAAGAUGAUGGCUUAAACCACGCCUUACUUCAUUAUAAGGAUACAAGUCAUCCAUAUGCACUAGAAAUAGAGACGCAACGUGUUUGGGACUAUGUCGGUGAUGGCUAUGUCCAUAGGUUAAUACAGAACAUGGUGGAUGGAAAGAUCGUUGAGCUCUCAAAUAGUGAUGAAGAUACAAUCCCCGAAGAUAAGAUGGAGAGCUUAUCUUUGGAAUUUUCAUCCUUGUUAACAACAAAACUCGAUUCGCAGCGCAUAUAUUAUGAAGAUUUAUUGGACAGGCUGACCACUCAACUUUCUGUACAUUCUAACCAGGUGAAAAGUUUAUUGAAGGAGUUUCAUGCAAGCAAAUGCAUGAAUGAGAAUAUCAUAACUCGUAACUGCGAGAAAUCCGAACGUGCAAGAAAGGCAGUUGCUCAGAAGAAUACAUUGGAGCAUCAAACGGAGCAAUAUGCUAUCAGCAAUGAAUCUCAAAAGCUUGAUUUGACAGCAGAAAAAAAGUUAACAACUGAACUACUAUCGGAGAGUCAGACACUACGAAGCAAGCUACUUGAAAAAAAGAAUGCUGCCAGGGAACUUUGUGAUCAAAUCCGCGAUCUUACGUUUUUCCUCGAAGCACGAGACAAAGUACAAAAGCAGCCAGAACUAAAAGGAGGCGAUAUUGGCACCAACUGUCAUAAUGGGUAG
Lichtheimia ornata is the source of this 1455-nucleotide messenger RNA. RefSeq lists its product as uncharacterized. Gene Ontology annotation, molecular function: ubiquitin protein ligase activity; zinc ion binding. Gene Ontology annotation, biological process: protein ubiquitination; Ras protein signal transduction. NCBI's taxonomy places the organism in Eukaryota, Fungi, Mucoromycota, Mucoromycetes, Mucorales, Lichtheimiaceae. The coding region runs from base 1 to 1455 and encodes 484 amino acids. Gene Ontology annotation, cellular component: cytoplasm. The transcript is spliced from 7 exons. The record is from RefSeq and is a predicted model, not a curated record.